Pyrenophora tritici-repentis Pt-1C-BFP is the source of this 1047-nucleotide messenger RNA. RefSeq lists its product as uncharacterized. NCBI's taxonomy places the organism in Eukaryota, Fungi, Ascomycota, Dothideomycetes, Pleosporales, Pleosporaceae. The record is from RefSeq and is a predicted model, not a curated record. Gene Ontology annotation, molecular function: acyltransferase activity, transferring groups other than amino-acyl groups.
AUGGAGGCUUUUGAUGCGUGUGACAACCGUCCAGUUUGGCAGUUGCACAGCCAUACGUCGCAACUACCGGGCGACGAAAAGAACGCCCAGUUGUCGCGCCCCGAGCUCGGUCCAUUGAUGAAUUACGACGAGAUCAGCCUCGGUCUAUGGUUACAUCGCCGAGAGGCCAUCUUCCCGCUCCAUACCAUCCAGGAAGGUCGCAAGCCUUUCCAGGCGAUUAUCGUGAUACAGGUGCCACCGGGCGGCUGGAAUAUGAGGGGCUAUCGGAGGAGGUGUGCUAGAGCGAGGUCUGCAGCAAUGGGACAGCGAUAUGUUGUUCGCGAGGCGAAAACGAGGCAGGAGCUCGAUGAUAUCAUGACCGUUAUCUGGGCUGCCAAUUAUACACCCUACGAACCGUUUUUGCAGCUAUAUUUCCCGGUCCUAGGCUAUACGGCUGCUCACCGUGAGGCUGCCAUUGCCGAAUCACGAGAACGCUUCUGGAGACAACAUCAGGAAGAUACAUCGAGCCACUGGUUCUAUGCCUUCGAUACCGUCACAAAUCGGGCCGUGGGAUGCGCGCAAUGGGUCGUUUCGACGUCGAACCCUUUUGCAUCAGGUACACCAAAGCUCGCAGCACCAUGGUGGCCCGAAGGCGAGUGUCGGAGAUUCUGCGAGUCAAUCCUGAAUCAGGUAUACAGGCCGCGUGCGAGCUGGAUGACGCGUCCUCAUUGUGCACUCAAUUGGAUGGCAGUCGAUCCUGGUCAUCGGCUCCGUGGUAUUGGCUGUCUCCUCAUGGAUGUGGGUGUAGCACGUGCCGAUGAGCUUGAUCUUGAGUGCUGGCUGGAGGCGUCUGAGAUGGGCAAACCGCUAUAUGAGAAGUUCGGAUAUCAGUCCCUAUUGAAGGUCGCGUUUGAUAAUCAGAAGCCAAAUGCAAGCGAUGAGUGGAGGAGGUGCGCGCACGAGAUGACACCUCCGCCGAUUUUUACCAUGUGGAGGCCGAGAAAGUCGUUGCAUGCAGGUGGUCAGGGCGAGCUAAGAAUGCCGUGGGCGUUGGGUACGGAGCGAUGA